Molecule: messenger RNA, 259 nt
Organism: Geodia barretti
Lineage: Eukaryota; Metazoa; Porifera; Demospongiae; Tetractinellida; Geodiidae
Source: the annotation of a GenBank genome assembly
GAAAGGGGUUAAGAUUGGAAUGCAGAGGGUUACAGGGUUAAGAGCAGUCUUGGCUAGCAGCUGCAUUUCAAUUAGCAGCGCAUGUGGACUCACUUCUACACUUACUACCUUAUAUCCUCACAUGGGGAGGAAAUAAGCAAGUAAAGAACUACUUGCAGUGCAGGAGGUGUGUAUAACUUAUAUCCUCACAUGGGGAGGAAAUAAACAAGUAAAGAACUACUUGCAGGGCAGGAGGUGUGUAUAACUUAUAUCCUCACAU